This is a messenger RNA of Lodderomyces orthopsilosis Co 90-125, 2817 nucleotides long. RefSeq names its product tubulin-dependent ATPase (gene KIP3). The transcript has a single exon. NCBI's taxonomy places the organism in Eukaryota, Fungi, Ascomycota, Pichiomycetes, Serinales, Debaryomycetaceae. The record is from RefSeq and is a predicted model, not a curated record. The coding region runs from base 1 to 2817 and encodes 938 amino acids. Gene Ontology annotation, biological process: microtubule-based movement. Gene Ontology annotation, molecular function: microtubule motor activity; microtubule binding; ATP binding.
AUGGAUUCGAAAACAUCUACACCUGCUUCAACAAUAACCAAUACUUACACUUCAGGAAUCAAACAAUCGUCAAUUUCAAUUGCAGUUAGAGUAAGGCCAUUUACAGAUAACGAAAACAAUCGUCUUGUGAAACUAGACGAUGAUGAUUUCUUUCUUGGAGAUGGAUGUUUUACCGAUGGAAACGCUAAUAAUAAUAAUAAUAAUGUCACCACAAAUAAUACCUCGUCAGCUAAUUCUAUAACCAAACAGAAAUUUCUUAAUCAAUCAGGCAUCAGAAAAAUCGUCAAUGUAGUUGAUGAUAGAAUGCUAAUAUUUGAUCCACCUGAGACAAAUCCUUUGGCCAAAAUGCAAAAGAAUGCCUUUCCUAAUAGUUUCAAAGGUUCACGAAUAAGAGAACACAAGUUUGUUUUUGAUCGAUUAUUUGAUGAAGAUGCAAGUCAAAAUGAUGUAUAUCAAAACACAACGCGGCCAUUGCUUGAUUCGGUUUUGGAUGGAUACAAUGCCACUGUUUUUGCAUAUGGAGCUACGGGGUGUGGUAAGACGCACACGAUUCUGGGCACUCCUGAAUAUCCUGGAGUUAUCUUCUUAACAAUGAAGGAGUUGUAUGAAAGGAUUGGGGACCUAAGUGAUACGAAAAUAAUCGAUGUCAGUCUAUCGUAUUUAGAAAUUUACAAUGAAACCAUUCGUGAUUUACUCAACCCAGAAACUGAUUUCAAAAAGCUAAUAAUUAGGGAAGAUUCAAACAACAAGAUUUCAGUAUCGAAUCUAUCGCGACAUAGGCCUGAAUCUGUGGAGGAAGUGAUGCAUUUGAUUAUGGCCGGUAAUGCCAAUCGUACAUCAAGUCCAACCGAAGCUAAUGCAACUUCAAGCCGUUCACAUGCAGUUUUGCAAAUAAAUAUUGAUCAAAAGAACCGUACCGGUGAUAUUAAAGAAGAGCAUACGUUUGCCACAUUGUCAAUUAUAGAUUUAGCAGGAAGUGAGCGAGCAGCAGCAACCAAAAAUAGAGGAGCAAGAUUAAACGAAGGAGCAAAUAUCAACAAAUCCUUGUUAGCCCUAGGAAAUUGUAUUAAUGCAUUAUGUGAUCCACGGCGACGUAAUCAUAUCCCAUAUCGUGACUCGAAACUAACUAGAUUGUUGAAGUUUUCCCUAGGAGGGAAUUGCAAAACCGUCAUGAUUGUUUGUGUAUCGCCUAGUAGUCAACAUUAUGAUGAAACUUUGAACACAUUAAAGUAUGCUGAUAGAGCUAAGGAGAUUAAGACGAAGUUGAUUAGGAAUCAACAUAAUCUAGAUCGUCAUGUGGGAUCAUAUUUGAAGAUGAUUACCGAACAAAAACAAGAAAUUGAGGAACUUCGAGCUCGAGAGAAUCAAAUUGUUGAUGUUACGAUUGAGAAACGGAAGAAAGUUGAAGUACGGAUCCUCCAAUUGUUACAAGAUACUAUAGCAUCAGUCAAACGUAAUAUAACCAAAUAUAAUCUCGAUAAAUCGAAAAAGAUAUUCAUGUUGGCUAAAAGGAAGGUGCUUUUACGACAAAAAAUUGAAAUUGAAAUCAUUCUUGAAGGGAAACAACAUUUUCAACAAACAAGGCAAUCAUCAAUUGUGCGACUGCGAAGUGAUCAAUUAACUUCUAAUAUUUAUGAUUUAUGUGAACAAAUUCUAUCCAAGAUUGAUAAUCAAAUUUGGCAAAUUGAAUCCCAGUAUAGACAACGCACUGAAAUUGACCAUAUUUUGGGUGAAUCAGCCGAGCGAGUAUUGAAAAGGUUGGUAAAUGAUGACCCAGAUUGGACUGUGUAUCAUUCGGUAAUAUAUGAUCAAUUGAUCCAAUCUAUUCGUGAUGAUUUACAACUGGAAAUCUUGGUUAAAUCAUCAGCAUUGUAUGAUCAUUUGAUUUACUCACUUGCACAAUUUUAUCGCACAUCUUGGGCUUUAGCUACUUAUUUAGCAAAUCAUGGUGGUGGUACCGGAAUGAAUACAGAUGAUACAAUAUUGCAAGAUUUACUAGACGGGUUGGAAAAACUUGUCAAUGGGACAUUUGAUGCUGUUUUUGAGAAAUUUGCAUUGGAAUAUCUUCGAAAUAAAACAUGGGACGAUAGGGCAGAUGAUCGGGGAAACUUAUCAAUGAGGCAGAAUGGUAAUGAGUAUGAAGAAAGGGAUAUAGAAGGUAUGGUCAACGAUGAAAAUGCAUAUCCUGCACAAUUAUUUAAGAAACCACGAACGAAUGGAGGGAAUGCAAGCUCAAUUAUAACACCUCCUCGAGAAGCAAGAAAACCCUUGACUAAACGAACAAAGACAUCGCCAAAUAGUAAAAUCAAACGAUCAUUAAAAUUGCCCACCUCAUCAUCAACAACAAAUAGUAACAAACAGAACCCAUUGACAUUACCCGUGUCUAACGCAGUACGAGAUACACCCGAAGAUGCGCCAGAAGAUACGAGUAUGAAUGAUAUUAGUUUUAAGAACACUUCUGAGUUGAUAUUCCAAGAAGAUGGCAACAAUUCCAUUCUAGUUGAUCAAGAUUUGGACUCACCAAUGAGUAAUACCAAACAAGUACAGUUUUUUGAUAUUUCGCAGGAUAAUGAUUUGCAAAUGAGUUCGCCACCGUUGCCAAAAGUGCCGUUGAUGCGUAGUGAAUCAAUUACAAGGAAUGAUAGCCGAAGUGACGACAAACACCAACCGGAAAGUAAUAGCGGAACCCCACCACCUAUACAACUGCAUCUACCUCCUUUACAUAGUUUCAAUUUGACUGAACUGAAGUCAUCGUUAUUGAAUAGGCUGGCUGCUAGGGUAAUGCUGCAGAAUAACGAAAAGAUGGGCCAUAUAUAA